AUGGCGCAACUUGCCCCAAUUAUAUGCGACAAUGGCACAGGGUAUUCAAAAGUCGGGUUUGCAGGGAAUUCUGAUCCAUCUUUUGUGUUCCCAACUGCUAUUGCUACCCGUGGCUCGUCUUCCCAAACGUCGCGGGGACCCGCAGUCCCAGCGAAGCCAGGCAAUCUAGCAUCGAAACGUGGAGUAGAGGACCUCGACUUCUUCAUUGGCGAUGAGGCACUUGCAAACGCUAAGACUCCCGGCUACGGCGUUCACUAUCCCAUUCGCCAUGGAAUGAUUGACAACUGGGAUCACAUGGAACGGUACUGGGAGCAGACGAUAUUCAAGUACCUACGGGCCGAGCCAGAGGAUCACUACUUUCUCCUCACCGAACCACCUCUCAAUCCACCCGAGAACAGAGAACAAACGGCCGAAAUCUUCUUCGAAUCGUUCAACAUUAAGGGUCUCUAUAUCGCUGUCCAGGCCGUGCUUGCUCUCGCUGCAUCAUGGACUUCCAACCGCGUCGUCGAUCGAACGCUCACCGGCACGGUCAUCGACUCGGGUGAUGGCGUGACGCACGUCAUUCCUUGCGCUGAAGGCUACGUUAUUGGUAGUGCCAUCAAGCACAUCCCGAUCGCCGGGCGCGAUAUUUCGCAGUUUGUGCUGAAUCUGAUGCGCGAGCGCGGCGAGAUGACGGCAGUGCCGCCCGAGGACCAUCUGAAAGUGGCGAGCAAAGUCAAGGAGGACUACAGCUACGUCUGCCAGGAUAUCGUCAGGGAGUUCAGGAAGUACGACGCGGAACCGUACAAGUACUUUGAGCGGUACGAAGGCGAGGCUACCGUCACCGGCAGGAAAUACACCCUCGACGUCGGAUACGAGCGAUUCUUGGCCCCUGAGAUCUUCUUCAACCCCGAAAUAUACUCGUCGGAUUUCUUGACGCCGCUGCCUGAGAUCGUCGACGACGUGAUUCAACAGUCGCCGAUCGACGUACGCCGCGGCCUGUACAAGAACAUCGUGCUGUCUGGUGGAUCGACAAUGUUCCAGCACUUUGGACAACGGCUAAAGCGUGAUCUGAAGCAAUUGGUUGAUCGUCGGCUGGAUGCGAGUGCGACUGCCAGCGGUAGCGUGCUGAAGUCAUCUGGAGUCGAAGUCGAUGUUAUCUCGCACAAGCGGCAAAGAUACGCUGUGUGGUUCGGUGGGUCGUUGCUGGCGUCGCUCCCGGAAUUCUACACAUCUUGCCACACGAAGGCUCAAUAUGACGAGAUUGGGCCAAGUAUCUGCAGGAGGUACCAGAUUUUCGGCAGCGCGACAUAA
Messenger RNA from Pleurotus ostreatus (oyster mushroom), 1293 nucleotides. It is a transcript of the gene ARP3, whose product is annotated as Arp2/3 complex subunit, actin nucleation center. Lineage: Eukaryota; Fungi; Basidiomycota; Agaricomycetes; Agaricales; Pleurotaceae. The transcript is spliced from 8 exons. The record is from RefSeq and is a predicted model, not a curated record. Gene Ontology annotation, biological process: Arp2/3 complex-mediated actin nucleation. Gene Ontology annotation, molecular function: actin filament binding. Gene Ontology annotation, cellular component: Arp2/3 protein complex; actin cortical patch. Bases 1 to 1293 code for a protein of 430 amino acids.